CCCGAAUGUGCUCCUUCUCUUCUUCACACACUUCCUAAAGUUGUGCGCCACUUUGUGUGUGUUUUUCUCUCAGAGCUGCAGGCCGAUCCCGAACUCCGCCAUGGCUUCCACUCCAGAGCUGAAGAUCGGACAGAAACUGAACGAGGGUAAAACCAAGCAGAUCUUCGAGCUGCUGGAGCCGCCCGGGCAGGUUCUGGUCCAGUCCAAGGACCAGAUCACCGCCGGGAACGCGGUGCGGAAGGACCAGAUGGAGGGGAAGGCUGCCAUCGCCAACAGAACCACGAGCUGCUUGUUCAAGCUGCUGCAGGAAUCCGGCAUCAAGACGGCCUUCGUGAAGCAGCACUCUGACACAGCGUUCAUCGCGGCCCACUGUGAAAUGAUUCCCAUCGAGUGGGUGUGUCGGAGAGUGGCGACCGGAUCCUUCCUCAAGAGGAACCCAGGAGUCAAAGAAGGCUACCGCUUCUCCCCCCUGAAGAUGGAAAUGUUCUUUAAGGACGAUGCCAACAACGACCCUCAGUGGUCCGAGGAGCAGCUGCUGGAGUCCAAGUUCUGUCUGGCCGGGCUCACCAUCGGUCAGUGUGAGGUGGACAUCAUGAACCGCAGCACGGUGGCCAUCUUUGAAAUUCUGGAGAGGGCCUGGGCCACUCAGAACUGCACGCUGGUGGAUAUGAAGAUCGAGUUUGGUGUGAAUGUGAAAACUAAAGAGGUUGUGCUGGCUGAUGUGAUCGACAAUGAUUCCUGGAGGCUGUGGCCGGCUGGAGAUCGAAGCCAGCAAAAAGAUAAGCAGGUUUACCGAGACCUUAAAGAAGUGACCCCUGAGGCCAUGCAGAUGGUGAAGAGGAACUUUGAGUGGGUCUCUGAAAGGGUCAAGCUGCUGCUGGAGUCCCAAGCCAGUGGCCGGGUGGUGGUUCUGAUGGGCUCCAUCUCGGACUUGGCCCACUGUGAAAAAAUCAAGAAGGCCUGUUCCUCCUAUGGGAUCUCCUGCAUCCUCAGAGUCACCUCGGCACACAAAGGACCAGAUGAGACCCUCCGCAUCAAAGCAGAAUAUGAAGGUGACGGUGUACCUACUGUCUUUGUGGCCGUGGCCGGCAGAAGUAACGGCCUUGGUCCAGUGAUGUCAGGAAACACUGCUUAUCCCGUCAUCAACUGCCCUCCUCUCACUCCUGAUUGGGGCGCACAGGAUGUCUGGUCAUCCCUCCGUAUGCCAAGCGGACUCGGCUGCUCCACAAUCCUCUCCCCCGAGAGCGCUGCUCAGUUUGCGGCGCAGAUCUUCGGCCUGACCAAUCACCUGGUGUGGUGCAAGCUGAGGGCCUCCAUGCUCAACACCUGGGUGUCUCUCAAGCUGGCCGACCAGAAGCUUCAGGCCUGCACCAUCUGAAGUGGCUCAACCCUCUGAGUCCUCUGUGCUACUUUGAGGCUCCUCUGUCAGUCAAUAUACGUUUACCAUGACCAACCCACUAACAGUAGAUUGAUUCUACAUGUACUUUCUCACACACGUCAUUCAUUCCAUGGAAAGUAGAAAUUAAUAAAAGCUUCGUAAUUAAA
Limanda limanda (common dab) is the source of this 1545-nucleotide messenger RNA. RefSeq names its product phosphoribosylaminoimidazole carboxylase, phosphoribosylaminoimidazole succinocarboxamide synthetase (gene paics). The coding region runs from base 101 to 1378 and encodes 425 amino acids. Gene Ontology annotation, biological process: 'de novo' IMP biosynthetic process. The transcript has 9 exons. Gene Ontology annotation, molecular function: phosphoribosylaminoimidazolesuccinocarboxamide synthase activity. The record is from RefSeq and is a predicted model, not a curated record. Lineage: Eukaryota; Metazoa; Chordata; Actinopteri; Pleuronectiformes; Pleuronectidae.